Anas platyrhynchos (mallard) is the source of this 4930-nucleotide messenger RNA. The record is from RefSeq and is a predicted model, not a curated record. NCBI's taxonomy places the organism in Eukaryota, Metazoa, Chordata, Aves, Anseriformes, Anatidae.
ACACAAUCACAUUAUACAAAACAACAUCAAUCUUCCUCCUUCAAACUUGGAUAUGAGUUUGUAGAAUUGUUAGUUAGGAAAAAAUCCUAAUAUUGAUAUAAAGUUGGCAAAUAUGAUCCAAACUGGUAAAUUAGGACCUGAAAAUAAUCAAGAGAUGAUAGUAAUGAAAAUCUAUGGUGCUGAUUUUUAGAUUAUUUUCCAAGUAUACAGUAGUACUCAGUUUGUCCUAGAACUUGAAGCAAGCCUUCUGCAGUGACUAAUUGGAAACUUAGUGUAUUUUAGGGUUUUCUUAAAAAUCAUCCAUUAUGUCACUAGCAAAAGCAGGAAAAAAAUAGUCAAGUUAAAUGUGCUGGUUAGGCAUUUCUCCAACUAAAUUAUUCUGUGAUCGAAAUAACAUUUGUGUCCUCACAUCCCGGAAACUUAACAACACUUUAAUCUGUGUGAACUCUUAAUAACGAUAAGAACUUCAGCGUUAGACUGAGUGGUGAUAGUGGUAAUGGUCAUGUCCAAAUGGAGAAUUUCCCACGGACCUUUGUAGCAAACAAUGAAGAGAACCUUUUCUGUUCGUUCUGCUUCCUGUGAGCAAAUAUUCUAUUCCUCAUGGUCUGUAACAAAAUCAUUCCAAGCACAGGGUAGCUAAAACAAAAAUACAUUUAUCUCUAGUAAUAUUUACCCUACCUGUAAUGCGUUAUUACCUAUUUUGUUCUAUUUCCAAACAGGACCUGCUGUUUGUUCUCUUCUGUACAGAAUGAAAGACCAACCUGGUCAAACUAUCAGCUUUGAGCAAAAGACGUAGGAUAUAUGUCAUGUGGUAUAUUUAUUGUGCAGUUCAGCUCUGGAAGCAUUGUUGAAAUUAUUGCUUCUUAUUUGCUGUUCCAAACUGAAAUCAAAAAUGUAAUUAGCUGCCAGCUUUCUUUGAACAGGUAUGCUUCCUAUUUAAAAUAAUGUAUUAGUUGCUUGUAAUGAGCUAUAGUCAGAGUUUUUGAGAACUGAGUUCUUUUUGACUUGGUCAGGCCAGCCCCUUCUCACUUUAUUUGUUCCCCUGUCUGAUAGCAUUUACAGUAAAGUCAAGAGAGGUUCCUAAAUUCAUAAUAAGUUCUGGGGGAAUCUUGUUAACUUUUUCUUGAUGUUUCCAGGGAAAUGUGAGAUAAAGCAAAUGAAUAUGCAUAUGAUAUGUUGCUGUGUGCUCUUCUUGCACUCUUCUUUCACUGCCUUUUUUUUUAUCAAUUUAUUUUUUUAUUUAAUAUAUUAAUCUGUGUGUGUAUCAGAGUAUCUUUGUAUCUCUGAAACAGUUCUUUCUCAAAUAUCUAAUCGCAGCAGAAACUAGGAAUGGUUUUCACACUGUUCUGUAGAAAGUACACUGUGGAGGAAGCAGUAACUACUUUAUUAGAAUAAUGAAAGAGUUCCAAAUGCAUUGUAGUACACGAGGCAGAAAGUCAAAGCUUCUCUGACAGCCAGUUUCCUUUUGUAUCAUGAGAACAGAGAAACUGCUGCAAUGUACCAGACUAAGGGGCUGCCUAGCCUGGUAUCCUGUUCCAACAGUGGCCUGCUGUGAGCAGGAGCUCCAGGAAUAGCAAAAAUAAGGCAAGCAUAUGUUAUCUUACAUAACAAUUUCUAUUUCUAGUGUUUGGUCCAUUUAGACCAUUAAGAUCUUUAAGUUCUACUUCUCUUUUCUCCCAGGACUGCCUGGUAUCAGUGUAGAGUGAGUUCCUUCUUAUGAAGACGGCUAGCGCUCAACAUUGAAUAGUAUCAAAAGUGCUGCCAAAACAGAUCAGGAUGGGUUUUCAGUCCCUAAAACUGGAACAAGGGGGGACUCUGUGGCCAUUCUUCCAAACAGAGAACAAUCCAGGUGGAGGACUUGGAGGAAUUCUGGAAAUAUAAGGUCAUAUCCCAGUGCUUACACAUAUCAUAUGUGAGAGAAGCAAGCACAAUGUGCAAAGGUGAUGUGUUUUCCCAGCUCAGCAGUCUAAGGUGAUACCAGUGGAGGAGUGCAACUGUGCAAUAUAACCUGGUCUGAUCUGGAAGGGCAGAAUUUCCAUAAAGAGGAUCACUGCUUUGUAUUGCAGCUCUGGAACUGGUAACAACUGUAUUGCCUUUCCUUCCAUCAAUGAGGGACUGAUGAAUUGGGAUGCUCUCUUCUCGGUAAAACUCAUUUCUAGAUUUUUAUUUUUUAAAACUCCCCACUUAGAACUGCAGUGUCAAAUUUGUUACAUACUGAUCCCUUCGUUACAAUGACAAAGUAAUGGUUUCAGUGUGCAAAAGUAAUACAGCUGCUUUUAUUUGGUUUUGGAAGCUCUUGAGCUUCCUCUCCCAUGAGUCUCAUGAUAAUAUGUCUUGUAUUUAUGAUGGAUUAAUGUGAGACUUCUGAAAGGUCCUUUCAAGAUGGGAAAGGCAGCCUCAUUUUGGGGCAGAGCAGAGGCAGCUCAUCUCAGAGAUGUACUGUCUUACACAUCAAAAGAGCAGAGAUGAGAACAUACAAGAGACUAAAAGCCCUCAACUGGGAGGAGUUAGAUAAACACUCACCAAUAACCUGCCUACGUUAAACCUUUUCCAGAAUGCCUGAGUCUGAGAUAACAAGAGCUAUAAAGCGUGAGCAGCUAGCAGGGCACCAGACUGAACUGUCCACAGCUCACUGAAGGGUUGCGGGCCAAGUCUGAAGAGGUGCUUUUAGAAGGAAUCAGUAUGGAGCCUGAGGAGUACAGACGGAGAGGGAAAGAGAUGGUGGAUUACAUUUGCCAGUACCUGAGCAAUGUGAGAGAGAGACGGGUGAUUCCUGAUGUACAGCCAGGUUACAUGAGAGCUCAGUUGCCGGAUUCUGCCCCGAUGGACCCAGACAGCUGGGACAACAUCUUUGGAGAUAUAGAGAAGAUUAUUAUGCCUGGGGUUGUCCAUUGGCAAAGUCCGCACAUGCAUGCCUACUUUCCAGCUCUUACUUCUUGGCCUUCACUCCUCGGAGAUAUGUUGGCUGAUGCAAUUAACUGCUUGGGAUUCACAUGGGCCUCCAGUCCAGCCUGUACAGAACUGGAAAUGAAUGUGAUGGAUUGGUUGGCUAAAAUGCUGGGCCUUCCAGAUAAAUUCCUGCACCACCAUCCUGACAGUGUGGGUGGAGGAGUAUUACAGAGCACUGUGAGUGAAUCAACAUUGGUUGCACUGCUGGCAGCAAGGAAAAACAAAAUUCUGGAGAUGAAGCUUUCUGAGCCAGACGCUGAUGAGUCCUUGCUCAAUUCUCGUCUCAUCGCAUAUGCAUCUGAUCAAGCACAUUCUUCUGUAGAAAAAGCUGGCUUGAUUUCUCUUGUGAAGAUGAAAUUUCUGCCUGUGGAUGAGAACUUUUCCCUUAGAGGUGAAACUCUGAAAAAAGCCAUUGCAGAAGACAGAAAGAAAGGCCUAGUGCCCAUCUUUGUUUGUGCAACUUUGGGUACAACUGGUGUCUGUGCUUUUGACAAUCUCUCAGAACUGGGCCCAAUUUGUGAUGCUGAGGGACUCUGGCUUCACAUUGAUGCUGCGUAUGCAGGAACAGCAUUUGUGUGUCCUGAAUUUCGAUUGUUCUUGGAUGGAAUUGAGUAUGCAGAUUCCUUUACUUUUAACCCUUCAAAAUGGAUGAUGGUUCAUUUUGACUGCACUGGAUUUUGGGUUAAAGAUAAAUACAAGUUACAUCAAACCUUCAGUGUUAACCCUGUCUACCUCAGACAUCCCAAUUCAGGAGCUGCUGUUGAUUUUAUGCACUGGCAAAUUCCAUUGAGUCGUCGAUUUCGUUCUUUGAAGCUGUGGUUUGUGAUUCGUUCAUUUGGGGUGAAAAAGCUUCAAGCUCACAUCCGGCAUGGUACUGAAACAGCCAAAUUCUUCGAAUCUUUGGUUGAAAGUGAUCCACUCUUUGAAAUUCCUGCCAAGAGACAUCUUGGAUUGGUUGUAUUUCGUUUAAAGGGUCCCAACUGGCUGACAGAAAAACUCCUGAAAGAACUAAGCAGUUCUGGCAAGCUCUUCCUUGUUCCAGCAACCAUUCGUGACAAGUUCAUCAUUCGCUUUACUGUAACAUCUCAGUUCACAACUAGGGAAGAUAUUCUGCAAGACUGGAACAUCAUUCAACAUACUGCAGCCCAAAUCAUUAGCCAGCAUUAUGGGUUACACCACAUCAGUUCUGGUGAUGAGGCAAGAAUCCCUAAUAUGGUAAUGGAGCAUAAUUCUGAUGUUAUCAGUAAUGCUUCUCAGCUGUAUGUAGAGGAAGAAAAAUAUAAAACUCCUUCCAGAAAAAUAGUAGUUCAACCUAAGAAAGUAGCAGUGAGUUACAAUACAUGUGUGAUCAGUCAGCAAGUGAAAGGUCAAGGGGACCCUCUAGAUGACUGUUUUCCAGAAGAUGCGCAAGAUGUUACCAAACAUAAGUUAACCUCUUUCUUAUUCAGUUAUUUAUCUGUUCAAGGCAAGAAAAAGACAGCACGUUCCCUUAGCUGCAACAGUGUCCCGGUGACUGGUCUUCUUGAACAAUGUAACCCCAAAGCAGCAGCCACUGACAAGAAAGAGUCUCAUGCAAAUGCUAGAAUCCUUUCCAGGCUGCCGGAAGAGGUGAUGAUGCUCAAAAAAAGUGCCUUCAAAAAAUUAAUUAAGUUCUACAGUGUCCCAAACUUUCCAGAGUGUAGCAUCCAGUGUGGCCUUCAGCUGCCUUGUUGUCCUCUGCAAGCCAUUGUUUAACAAGUAAAAGAUUGGUGCUUAAGAGCUCCCCAGGUAGAAGGAGAACCAAAGUUUGCUUAUUCAUAUGCAAUACUACGUGUUAUUUUGUUCAAUAUGUAAGCAGUGGUAAUGACCACCGAGAAAAUUCUUGUGCUUUUACUGGAGUAAAACCUUGUGUAUUUAUAGAUUAAAAUGUCAAAUAAAUCUUGUAGACAUGUAACAUUAAACUCUCUGGUUUGUAGACUAUAGUAAAGAAAACGCAAACUUC